AGCCUCGUCCACGCGGGCCUCCCUCCCCGCGCAGUGGGUCGAGCCCCUGUGGGCCCUCGUUGGGGGUCGUGCGGAUGCAGAUGCAUUAGCAGAAACUGUAGACGGGGACCCGAGGCGGGUCCCAGGCUUCGAGGAACUUGGUUGGCUGUUCGGUCGGUUCGGUGGACUUUUCCUCGGAAGCAGAGCGCUCAUGCGUGGGCGAGGCUGUGCGCCUUUAGUAGAACCCGGCGAGUUUGCCGAGGAGUCCAGUCGGGGAACCCCCGGUUACCUAACCCUGCCCUUCAGCUCAGCCCCCUCCCACCCUCCGGUCUUGUGAGAGCGGCAUGGAGCACGAAGCCGUGUACCUUCCAGCAUAUUCUAAGGUGGAUGCUGCAGGGUCCAGGCUCCCCAGGACUCGAUCCACACCGCGAACUUGGUGCCGCACGACCCUCGUUCCCGCUCCCUGCUCCCCCGGGGCUUGGGACCCUGGCGGACUGACACCCCUGGUUCCGGCGUCAUCUUCAGCUGAGCCAUGGCAACUCCGGAUGUGAGUGUCCACAUGGAGGAGGUGGUGGUGGUCACAACGCCAGACACCGCAGUGGACGGGAGCGGCGUGGAGGAGGUGAAGACUGUGCUGGUGACGACAAACCUGGCUCCUCACGGGGGCGAGCUGGCGGAGGACAGCAUGGAGACGGAAAACGCAGCAGCGGCUGCGGCGGCUGCUUUCACAGCGUCCUCGCAGCUCAAGGAGGCCGUGUUAGUGAAGGUGGCUGAAGAAGAGGAGAGCCUGGAGGCUGAAAUCGUGUACCCCAUUACCUGCGGAGACAGCAGAGCCAACCUGAUUUGGAGGAAGUUCGUGUGCCCCGGCAUCAAUGUGAAGUGUGUCCAGUAUGACGAGCAUGUGAUCAGCCCAAAGGAGUUUGUGCACCUGGCCGGCAAGUCCACCCUGAAGGACUGGAAGAGGGCCAUCCGCAUGAACGGCAUCAUGCUCAGGAAGAUCAUGGACUCCGGGGAGCUGGACUUUUACCAGCACGACAAGGUCUGCUCCAACACCUGCCGCAGCACCAAGAUCGACCUCUCAGGCGCCCGUGUGUCCCUGAGCAGCCCCACCUCAGCCGAGUACAUUCCACUCACGCCUGCCACGGCCGACGUGAACGGGUCUCCCGCUACCAUCACCAUAGAGACCUGCGAGGAUCCCGGUGACUGGACCACGGCCAUCGGAGAUGACACCUUUUCCUUCUGGCGAGGGCUCAAGGACGCGGGUCUGCUGGACGAGGUCAUACAGGAGUUCCACCAGGAGCUGAUGGAGACCAUGAAAGGCCUGCAGCAGCGGGUCCAGGACCCCCCCCUGCAGCUCCGAGAUGCCGUGCUCCUCAACAACAUCGUGCAGAACUUCGGCAUGCUGGACCUGGUGAAGAAGGUGCUGGCCAGCCACAAGUGCCAGAUGGACCGCUCGCGGGAGCAGUACGCCCGAGACCUGGCAGCCCUGGAGCAGCAGUGUGAUGAGCACCGCCGUCGGGCCAAGGAGCUCAAACUUCUCACCAUGGGUGAGUGGCCCCGGAGGACCCUCUGA
Leptonychotes weddellii (Weddell seal) is the source of this 1552-nucleotide messenger RNA. NCBI's taxonomy places the organism in Eukaryota, Metazoa, Chordata, Mammalia, Carnivora, Phocidae. The record is from RefSeq and is a predicted model, not a curated record.